GAGAUCGUUGAAAUCAGCUUUAUGGGCAUGAAAAAGGAACUCUUUAUACAGGAAAAGAUGACAUUAGAAAAACAUUAUUUUCAUCGAACGCCCGUGUAUGUGUUCUCCCUUUUUAAAGAUUAUUGCACUAACCUUCCUUGGUUUCACACACAAUCUCGUAACCAAGCUCGCAACAAUUGUGAACAAGCCAAACUAGAAAGUUCCAUCCAUCCAUUUAUUUAUACCCAAGCUCACAACAAACCUCACAAUGAUUGUGACGGCCCGACACAACGGUUGUGA
This is a messenger RNA of Racocetra persica, 279 nucleotides long. The record is from the annotation of a GenBank genome assembly. Lineage: Eukaryota; Fungi; Glomeromycota; Glomeromycetes; Diversisporales; Gigasporaceae.